Molecule: messenger RNA, 2930 nt
Organism: Morone saxatilis (striped sea-bass)
Lineage: Eukaryota; Metazoa; Chordata; Actinopteri; Moronidae
Gene: pi4k2b
Product: phosphatidylinositol 4-kinase type 2 beta
Exons: 11
Coding region: 196-1728 (510 amino acids)
Biological process (GO): Golgi organization; phosphatidylinositol phosphate biosynthetic process; endosome organization
Cellular component (GO): endosome; lysosomal membrane; plasma membrane
Molecular function (GO): 1-phosphatidylinositol 4-kinase activity
Source: RefSeq, a predicted model, not a curated record
AGGAAGCAGUGCAGACGAGUUUGGCGGAUUAUGUGGACAUAUCAGUGAGCGAAAGCAGCUGCUUUCCAAUAAUUUAUCUGGGCUUUAUGUCCGAGUGGAAAGAAAGGUUUGUUUAAAAUGGACGGCUGACAGUUGAAAGUAAAUUCAAUGUAAUUCAACGUAUGUGUAACUGUAUGUACUAACAACUGAGCGACAAUGAUGUCAGAAUGCGAGCCGACAGAGACAGAGACCGGCGAGCCCUUACUGGACACCGGAGCAACAGCGGUGCCUGCUGAGGAGUGUAACUUUCACUCUUCAGACCCUUCAGACCCUCCAGCGGUAUUAUUUGACAGGAACAGGUUAGGUUUGGGGCUUGCGGGGAACCCUGGAGUCGCCGUCCGUAUUUCGGACUCUUGUGAGAGCGUCUUAACCGAGCUGGAGACGGACGGCUCCGGCGAAGAGGCGCUGUUGUUGCCGUGCUUAGCAGGAAGCUCGUCGUCUCCGCGGGGCGUACGAGAGAAGCGGAGCAGGCGGAACAGACACAGCUCGUCGUCGGAUAAAGACACCUUGGCCUCCCCAGGUACCAACAGUGGGGACUUUAACCAUUUCCCUGACGAUCCCGAGUUUGCAGAUAUUAUCCAAAGGGCGGAACAAGCUAUCGAGAAUGGCGUCUUUCCAGAGAGGAUUUCCCAGGGUUCCAGUGGGAGCUACUUUGUCAAAGACCCAAAAGGGAAAAUCAUUGGUGUUUUCAAACCAAAGUCAGAGGAACCUUAUGGUCAUCUGAACCCCAAAUGGACCAAAUAUUUUCACAAGCUGUGCUGUCCGUGUUGUUUCGGUCGAGGCUGCUUGUUGCCUAACCAGGGUUACCUCUCAGAGGCUGCUGCCUCACUGGUUGAUACCAAGCUGGGCCUGGGAGUGGUGCCGAGAACAAAGGUGGUGUAUCUGGCUAGUGAUACGUUCCAUUACAGCGCCAUCGACAGAGCCAAAUCCAGGGGGAAAAAGUAUGCCUUAGAGAAAGUCCCCAAGGUGGGACGACGCUUCCACAGAGUGGGCCUGCCACCCAAGGUGGGCUCAUUUCAGCUGUUUGUGGAGGGGUACCGUGAAGCAGACUACUGGCUGCGGCGCUUCGAGGCAGAACCUCUACCCGAGAACAUCAGGAAGCAGCUGCAGUCACAGUUUGAGCGGCUUGUAGUGUUGGACUAUGUUAUUAGGAACACAGAUCGGGGGAACGAUAACUGGUUGAUCAAGUAUGAGAAGCCAGGAGAAGGAGAGGGACAAAAGGAUGCAGAGUGGUCAGAGAGCAGUUCAGACUCCUGCAUCAAAAUCGCAGCCAUCGACAACGGCCUGGCCUUCCCCUUUAAACACCCGGACGAAUGGAGAGCCUACCCGUUCCACUGGGCAUGGCUCCCCCAGGCUAAGGUGGCCUUCUCCCAGGAGACCAGAGACCUGGUGCUGUCCCGCCUCUCUGACAUGAACUUUGUCCAGGACCUCUGUGAAGACCUCUAUGAGAUGUUCAAGGCGGAUAAAGGCUUUGACAAAACCAUGUUUGAGAGACAGAUGUCUGUCAUGAGGGGUCAGGUGCUGAACCUGACCCAAGCUCUGAAGGACGGGAAGAGCCCCAUCCAGCUUGUGCAGAUGCCUCGGGUGGUAGUAGAGCGCAGCCGCUCAGGCCAGGGACGUGUGGUCACACUUGGCAACGCCUUCACACAAACUUUCCACUGCAAGCGCCCCUUUUUCUCCUCCUGGUAGAGGGCUGAAGAAGAGGAGCUGAGGAGAGAUGUCUGCAACAGCUCUUUUUUUUUUUUUUCGGUCCUGAAGUCAGGAAGCGAGGGAGAAGAUGUGAAUAUUGCGCUGGAGACUGCUCAUAUUUCUUUGGCGAGAAGAGAAAUGAAAAAGAGGACAUGGAUGAUGAAGUAAGAAAGGCAAAAUUGGGUUCAGGCCCAUUCCUCAUUUUGUGAAGAGAGUGCAGAGAAUCAUGGGAGGUGAAGAGAUUGGCAUACCAGUGUCUCUCAGAGACCUUGGGGCUGUUUGUGGUUACCAUGGUGACUUGAUUGGAUAAUCGGCUUUUUCACAGAGGUGGGCUUUGUUUAUUGUUAGGAGGCAGAAAGGUUUUUUUUUACCCACCGAGUACCUACUGAAGUCUCUCACAAGGUUUCUUAGUGGGGCUAAUGGCCAAAGAACAAGCACUUACCAACCACUAACUAACAGAUCUGUGGUCCAGUAGUGUUUGGGAAUCUGAAGGAUUGGUUUUACAAAUCUCUCCAGAAAGUGAUGUUUUAUAAAUCUGGGACAGCGUUCCUGGUCUGGGAUAAAGUCUAAAAAUAUUUGCUUUGCCUUGUAGGAUUACUUAUUAAAAUAUAGAUGUGCAUUUGCACUGCUGGAAGUGUUUGACUAGUGCUACACAACUGGGUCAAACCACUCUUUACCCAGUGCUAGUGUUCAAAACCACAUCUGUUGAACAAACACAAACCCAGUGUCUUCAACUCUCACCACUGCCAAAAUCUGUUUGUGGAAGGAAUAUUUAAAAGCCUCAAGAAAAGACUAUUGUUGAAACUUGAAUAUGAAAUCCGGAGGAAGAGGAAUAGAAAUAAACGCAUUGCUUGAAUGUAAUCUGUUUACGGUUUCUAUACAGAUUCUUGCUCCUAAACAUUUCAAUACGAGUGAAUGCUGUCAAAAAUCGACCUUUCUCGUAACAAUGAAUGUAUUUGUUGUUUGACAUGUAUUUAAUUGCUGGCAAGCAGCUUUCUCUCGAGCCUCGUGGCAUGGGUGGGGGUGGCACCUCAUCCCUCCCCUUUACAACACGUUAUAUGAGGAGGAAAAACAGAACAGAGGACAAUAUUUCACACUUGCUCGAUGCUGUUGUGUUUUCUUAUGUAUGCAUCUUGAAAUUUUUAUUCCAACUCAAUGAUUGUAUGAGAAACAUUGUAUAUUUAACAGAUGAAAAAUAAAAU